AUGGUCUCCACUGCAUGGCUAGCCGCGGCUCCGUUGGCUGCCACUGUGGCUGCGCAAUACUUUCCGCCCCCUCCAGAAGGCUUGACGGUGGUGGAAUCGAAGCAUGAAGAAGGGGUCAAGAUCUCCUACAAGCAGCCGGGGAUCUGCGAGACCACACCUGGCGUCAGAUCAUACUCCGGCUACGUGCACUUGCCGCCGGGGACCCUGAAGGAUGUGGGCAUCGAUCAAAAGUAUCCGAUCAACACCUUCUUCUGGUUCUUUGAGGCCCGACAUGACCCUCUGAAUGCACCCCUGUCCAUCUGGAUGAAUGGGGGACCAGGAAGCUCGUCCAUGAUCGGCUUGCUGCAGGAGAAUGGUCCCUGCAUCGUCAAUCCAGACAGUAACUCGACCGAGCUGAACCCAUGGUCCUGGAACAAUUACGUCAAUAUGUUGUACAUUGAUCAGCCGAAUCAAGUCGGCUUCAGCUACGACGUAGCCACCAACGGGACCUUUGACCAGGUCGCUCAGGCAUGGAAUCUCUCCAGCUGGGAACACGGAGUCCCCCAGCAAAACAACACCUUUUACGUGGGCACAACGGCCAGCGGGAAGCCCUCCGCAGCCGCCAACGGGACAGAGAAUGCAGCGCGCUCACUGUGGCAUUUUGCCCAGACUUGGUUCUCCGAGUUUCCCGAGUACAAGCCGCACGACGAUCGAGUGAGCAUUUGGACUGAAUCGUACGGUGGACGUUACGGUCCGGCGUUCACGGCCUUUUUCCAGGAGCAGAAUGAAAAGAUUCAGAACAAGACCCUGACCGCCGCGAGCGAGUCACAUUACAUUCACCUGGACACUCUGGGUAUCAUCAACGGAUGCGUGGACCUGCUUGUCCAAGCGCCCUCGUACCCCAUCAUGGCCUACAACAAUACCUAUGGCUUGCAGACUAUCAAUGAAACCGUCUAUCGACGGGCCAUGCACGCCUGGAGUCGACCGGGAGGCUGCAAGGAGCAGAUCCAGCACUGCCGGACUCUGGCGGCCGAAAGCGACCCCCAGAUGCACGGCACCAACGAGACCGUUAACAAGGUCUGUCACAAAGCCGGUGAUUUUUGCAGCAAUGCCGUCGAGGGAGCGUAUGUGAACUUUGCGGAUCGGGGCUACUACGAUAUUGCACACAAGAACCCCGACCCCUUUCCGCCCAAUUACUUCCUUGGAUUCCUGAACCAGCACUGGGUCCAAGGUGCACUCGGUGUCCCGAUCAACUUCACCGAGUCCAGCGAGGGUGUGUACCGGGGCUUUCAAUCCACGGGCGACUACGCCCGGGCCGACGUCCACGGAUACCUCGACGACAUUGCCUAUGUCUUGGACUCGGGUAUCAAAGUGGCCCUGGUGCACGGCGACCGCGACUACGCCUGCGACUGGAUCGGUGGCGAAGACGUGAGCUUGCGCGUGGCCCAUGCGCAGGCCGAGCACUUCCGCACGGCGGGCUACGCGCCACUCCGCACGAAUUCGUCCUACGUUGGGGGCCAGGUGCGCCAGUAUGGGAAUUUCUCGUUCUCACGGGUCUACCAGGCUGGACAUGAGAUUCCCGCCUAUCAGCCACAGACCGCAUAUGAGAUUUUCCAUCGAGCUCUCUUCAACCGGGAUCUGGCCACCGGUAGGAUCGACACGGCCGCCAAUAGGUCCUACUCCACCCAAGGGCCAGCCUCGACAUGGCAUAUCAAGAAUGAAGUGCCCGACAGUCCGGAGCCGGAAUGCUAUCUCUUGGCGCUUGAAGCCACAUGUACGGAUGAGCAGAUUGCCCGGGUCGUCAAUGGGACUGCGGUCAUCAAGCACUAUAUUGUUGUGGGUUGA
Messenger RNA from Penicillium oxalicum, 1824 nucleotides. It is a transcript of the gene cp1, whose product is annotated as putative carboxypeptidase S1. NCBI's taxonomy places the organism in Eukaryota, Fungi, Ascomycota, Eurotiomycetes, Eurotiales, Aspergillaceae. Gene Ontology annotation, biological process: proteolysis. The record is from RefSeq and is a predicted model, not a curated record. Gene Ontology annotation, cellular component: fungal-type vacuole. The transcript is spliced from 2 exons. Gene Ontology annotation, molecular function: serine-type carboxypeptidase activity. Bases 1 to 1824 code for a protein of 607 amino acids.